Messenger RNA from Trachemys scripta elegans, 3523 nucleotides. It is a transcript of the gene IQUB, whose product is annotated as IQ motif and ubiquitin domain containing. The record is from RefSeq and is a predicted model, not a curated record. Lineage: Eukaryota; Metazoa; Chordata; Testudines; Emydidae. Gene Ontology annotation, biological process: cilium assembly. Gene Ontology annotation, cellular component: acrosomal vesicle; motile cilium. The transcript has 13 exons. Gene Ontology annotation, molecular function: protein binding. Bases 149 to 3283 code for a protein of 1044 amino acids.
UUUCCUUCCCCUCCACCCUAGAUCUCGCGAGAACGUGUGGAGUUCGAGGUUGCCAUGGAUACAACGACAACCGACCGGCGCUCGAGACGGCUGGGGGAGAGAGGUGGUUUGUCCGGGAAGCGGCCCUGAAGCUUUGGGGCUGAGGAAAAUGGCUGAUCCAGAGGAGGUGGUGGAUAGGGACAGUGAAGUAGAUAAAACUGAAGCAUCAGACACUGAAAAGCAAAUGAUAGAACACACCCACACAAAGCCACAAGCAGAAGACGAUAUAGAGACUGAUCACAAUAGCACUGCAGAGGCGUCGGUCCUUCUGAAAGCAAGGACAGAUGCAUCACAAUCAAAUGAGGAUGGACUACAGAAGGAGCAGGAGCCAGCUCCAGAGGCUCGCGGGCAGGAACCGGAGCAGGAGCCAGCUCCAGAGGCUCGCGGGCAGGAACCAGAGCAGGAACCCGCUCCAGAGCCUCAUGGGCAGGAACCGGAGCAGGAACCCGCUCCAGAGCCUCAUGGGCAGGAACCGGAGCAGGAGCCAGCUCCAGAGGCUCGUGGGCAGGAACCGGAGCAGGAGCCAGCUCCAGAGGCUCGCGGGCAGGAACCGGAGCAGGAACCCGCUCCAGAGCCUCAUGGGCAGGAACCGGAGCAGGAGCCAGCUCCAGAGGCUCGCGGGCAGGAACCGGAGCAGGAGCCAGCUCCAGAGGCUCGCGGGCAGGAACCAGAGCAGGAACCCGCUCCAGAGCCUCAUGGGCAGGAACCGGAGCAGGAGCCAGCUCCAGAGGCUCGCGGGCAGGAACCGGAGCAGGAACCCGCUCCAGAGCCUCAUGGGCAGGAACCGGAGCAGGAACCCGCUCCAGAGCCUCAUGGGCAGGAACUGGAGCAGGAGCCAGCUCCAGAGGCUCGCGGGCAGGAACCGGAGCAGGAGCCAGCUCCAGAGGCUCAUGGGCAGGAACCGGAGCAGGAGCCAGCUCCAGAGGCUCACGGGCAGGAACCGGAGCAGGAACCCGCUCCAGAGCCUCAUGGGCAGGAACCGGCUCUUGAAGAACAAGAGCAGAAAAGCAUAGAAGGACAGGAACCAGCUCUUGAACAGGAAAAUGAUCUUGCAGUGGGUAAUCAAGAAGAAUUGCUUGAAAAAGGUGAACAAGGUGUAUCUGAGCCAACUGCUCCAUUAACUGAAAUAACUGAAGAAAUUUCUCAAAUUACUACAGAAACAUUUGCUAAGUUGUUAGCAGCUGAAAUAUACAACUUAGGUACAAUGCAACUGGAGGCUUUGGAAUCUGAGAGGUCAUUGCCAGAAGUGAUGACAAAUGCUACAGCAACAGUUAAAAUCAUGUUGGUUCCUGAUAUCCAGAGGAUCACAAUGGCUUUUAACAUUGACCAAACUGUAGGGAAGCUCAAGCAAUGCUUUGCAUCACAGCUAAAAGUACCAAAAGAUGUCUUACAGGUCGGGUUUCAAGGGAGGCUAAUUGAGGAUAAUGAGACUCUAAUGGAUAUUGGAGUUAGGCCUCAUGGCACUAUCCAGAUUGAGAUGUUCUCUCUUGAUCCAGAACAGUACCCAAUCAAAGCAAUUAAAUUGCAGCAGGACUACAACAUGCCUGAUGUCAUAACUGUGAGAGUGCAAACAGAUUCUGACACAUUCCAAGAUGUAGCAGUAGAGAUUGAAAGACCUACCUAUCGUAAACCAUUUCUGGGAGGAUUUAAGCAUAGGGUAACAGGUGUGGAAUUUCAUAAUGCAGGAUCACAAACAGUACCCAAAAAACGACGUGACAAAGGAAUUAAAGUAUUUUGCAGGGAGACACAGACCGUUGUGGAGAAAAAUAAGCGCCAACAGACUAGAAAUACCACCUCCACACAGAUGACUAAAAUUGGCCUCUAUGUGUCAAACAUGACUGACAAGCUAAUAGAACCAAGAACAUAUCUUACAGCAGAAGAAUAUCAUAAACAAAGACUUGAUGCAAUAAUAGUAUUACAGAAAUAUUUCCGACGAUGGCAUGCCAUAAAUGUUGUACAGAAAUUAAGAGAAGAAAAAAGGUUGCGGUUAGAAUGGGAGGCACAAGAAGAGUUAAGGAAAAAAAGAGAGAAGGAAGAAAGAUUGAGAAGGGAGCAUGAGCGAAGAUUGAAUCCUAAAACAAAGGAAGACUUUGAACUACUUUACCAUGCUUUAGAAUUAUGGAGGCAGGAGGAGAUUGAGCGCAUUAACAACACUCUCACUGGAGCAGAAAGAAAGGCAGCCCUCUGUGCACUUCUAGAACAAGAGACACAGCUGAUUGCUUCCAUUGGGAGACACAAACUAAAUGCAGAUGAAGAGAACCAGCAAAAAGCAAUACUGUUCUUUUUGGAUAAGUGUGCAGAGCCAAAGAAAUGGAAAGCAUAUGAUGGAAAAAUAACUGAAAUGGAUACACAGUUUACACUACGUGCCAGAGAACUGCUUGAGAUCUACCGCAGCAUUAGUAUGAAAGACCUCCCAAAAGAUGAGAGGCUGGAUGUGCUAUUAACACUCAAACAUACAGUGAAGGAACACGAGUGUAAACUCACCCAUGAAAUAGUGGAAUUAAUUGACAGAGAGGCUGAUCUUAUGAUGCGAGGCGUGAAAGAAUGCAAUCUAGAAGGACUCAGAAAAAGAAUAUGCACAUUAUUUCUUCAGUAUAUUAAAACUCCAAUCUUUAACCCUGAGGUUGCUAGAGUACUUAAGGUUCCACCAGAUCCAUUAAAGCUUUAUCAAAACAUUUACUUCUGUCGUGGUUGCAAAAGUUACUUGCCCUCUACUGAAUUCUCUGUGCCUGCUAAUUCACGCACUGUUGGCAGGUGUCGCCGUUGUUGCAAGCUCGAUAAUGAGGCCCGGCGUCGAGAAGCCUUUUUGAAAUACAAGCUUAUGCUAAAAAAUCUCAGAAAAUCUGAAGCUGAUUACCAGGAUGAUGCUAAAAUCGUUUAUGUAGUUCAGCAAAAAGAUCUACAGUACAUGGUGGAGAACAUUUGGGGUUGUCAGUCAGCUCUUAGUGCCUGGGAUGAUCUCCAUGAUUUGGUUACGGUCAGAUGGGAUAAGCACUGUGAAUGGUCUCCAUGGAACACAGUCCUCCUCACUAAAGAUGAGGCAAAAGCACAUCUCAAGCUGCAUAACCUUCAAGAGGCAUAUGAAAUGGUAUUUAUUCACAGGAUAAAGCACAAACAUAUCCUGGCAAAGAACUAUUUCUCUCAGAUUCCAGAGAUGGCAUCAUUUUUGCAUAAAGGUGAUGAUCAGGCUCAUACAAAUGAACUGUUAAUAACUAAGCCUAUCCCUGCUGGGUCAAAAGCAUAACUCUUCAGACAUAAAGCUGUUAUCUGAAUUAUUGAUUAACAUGACUAACUUAAUUGGAGUAAAGAAUUGUCCUGUUUCAUCUGUAGAUUAAUUGUACUCAGGGAACAUGUAUCAAGAUAAACUUCCAAGGAUCCAAUACUCUGAUCCUGACCAUUUAUUGUAAUAAUUGCAUUUCAUGUUCUGUGACUGCAAGCGUGUUAAGUUUUUAAACAUAAAAUAAAACAUUUUUAGAAUACAGUU